Messenger RNA from Morone saxatilis (striped sea-bass), 2754 nucleotides. RefSeq names its product potassium voltage-gated channel subfamily F member 1-like. The transcript has a single exon. Gene Ontology annotation, molecular function: voltage-gated potassium channel activity; protein binding. Lineage: Eukaryota; Metazoa; Chordata; Actinopteri; Moronidae. Gene Ontology annotation, biological process: potassium ion transmembrane transport; protein homooligomerization. The record is from RefSeq and is a predicted model, not a curated record. The coding region runs from base 222 to 1721 and encodes 499 amino acids. Gene Ontology annotation, cellular component: voltage-gated potassium channel complex; membrane.
CAGAGCGCACAGGCGCACUGUUCACUGCCAAACACGGCUGUGUUGAAGACUUGACGCUGCAGUCACCUCUGAGCAAACAUUUAUUAUUUUCUUCAACUAAAACGCAGAGAUUAGAAGAUUCAGGAGGUUUUACGCACAGCGCCAGAGCUUCUGGUGACUUGCGUUUACUACAGUACACACUUUUGUAAAUUUUUUUGUGUUGCGGACUUGUUGUCAACACAAUGUGGGGGAUCCAGAGGACGCGGUAUGCAGACUGCAAUGGCUCUGAAGCCAGUGAAGAGACAGAGAUUGUAGUUAACAUAGGCGGAGUGAAACAGGUGUUAUAUGAGGACGUGUUGAAUCGCUUCCCAGACACCCGCUUGGCAGAACUGGUGGACUGUUCACUUAAAUCUUCUGAAGAAAUAUCUUUACUAUGUGACGACUACGACCCUGACACUGGAGAAUUUUAUUUUGACAGAGACCCCGAAGCAUUUAAGUGUAUAAUUGAACUGUAUUAUUAUGGAGAGAUUCACAUGAAACGAGGCAUCUGUCCAAUUUGUUUCAUGAAGGAGAUGGAGUUCUGGAAAAUCGGCUCUGAUUUUCUGGAUGACUGUUGUAAAUGCCACCUGAAGGAGGUAGAGGAUGAACUUGCAGAGAUUGCAGAUAAAGUGAGAACUAUCCUGGUGGACCGGGAGGGAGAUCCGUCUGCAGAAGGCUGGCAGCGCUUUCAGAUGUGCCUCUGGAGGCUGAUGGAGAAGCCGGAGUCCUCGAUGCCUGCGCACAUAAUCGCUAUAGUUUCUUUCAUCUUCAUCCUCGUCUCCUCCGUGGUGAUGUGUGUCGGGACCAUCCCCGACCUACAGGUGGAGGACGCAGAGGGUAACCUCUCGGAGCACCCAACUCUGGAGGUCAUCGAGACGAUGUGCAUCGGCUGGUUCACUAUUGAAUACCUCCUGCGUCUGAUCUCCUCUCCAAAUAAAAUAAAAUUCGUCCUGUCUUUCAUGAACAUCAUCGACUUCAUGGCGAUAAUGCCCUUCUUCGUGGUGCUGAUUCUGACCUCCUUCGGCGCAGGAAUGAUGGAGCUGGCUAACGUGCAGCAAGCGGUGCAGGCUUUACGCAUAAUGCGCAUUGCGCGCAUUUUCAAGCUGGCACGGCAUUCCUCUGGUCUCCAGACCCUCACAUCUGCCCUGAAGAGCAGCUUCAAAGAGCUCGGACUUCUCCUCAUGUAUAUGGGCGUGGGGGUCUUCCUUUUCUCCGCGUUGGGCUACACCAUGGAGCAGAGCCACCCGGACACCUUGUUCACCAGCAUCCCACAGUCGUUUUGGUGGGCUGUGAUCACCAUGACCACGGUGGGCUAUGGAGACGUCUACCCCAAGACCACUUUAGGUCGGUGUAACGCGGCCAUCAGCUUUCUGUGCGGGGUGAUCGCCAUAGCGCUGCCUAUACACCCUAUCAUCAACAAUUUUGUCCUCUUCUACAACAAGCAACAGGUGCUGGAGACUGCGGCCAAGCAUGAGAUUGAACUGAUGGCGCUGCGCUCCAGCGACGGCGAACAAGAGGCUGCACCCAGCGCCCAUAAACAUGUUUGCGGUGCAGGGGUCUGGGAUAACGCCAUGCGCUCCUGUCACAGCGACACAUACAUCCCCUUACUGAAGGAUCCCAGGGGAGGGGCGGGGAUCCAGACCCCCAGCAUGGACACAAGCUUUGAGAGCACAGCGGAAGCCACUGAAUAUUUCAUCUCAUGAACACUGAAGACCUCGCAUCAUUUGAAAACUGCAAAAAAAAGAUAAACAACAACAAAAAAAAUCAAAUGAAUUAUUCAUUUUUGACUUAAUCAAACACCCGUUCAAUUCAGGGUCAAUGGAGGCAUGCUUGUAAAUAGCCUUUUAAAAAUAAUAGGGCGGCAGUAAUGCUCUCCAAGGAUCUUAAAUGCAUUUGAGGAAUUGUGCCUAUUAUAGGGACAUGUGUGUAAGAUAUUGACUUGAUGAGCUGUGCCUUUGCGCAGUAACUCCCUGUAGGCUGAGGGGUUCUGUUUGAACAGCCAGUACACUGAUUCCCCCAUGUAGGCUUCUUAUAUAACACCCCCAUUCUCAAUCUUCACACUCAUACUGUAGACUGCACUGUAGCUUCUUUCUCUGUACAGAAAUAUGUAUCAAAAUGGAUGUUUGUUUUUUUUAAGACUGGUAGCUCCUCCAGGAGAAGAAGAUAAAUGAUAGGGUUAUUAAUAGUGUACAGGCAUCACAACAAAACUAGACUAGGUAUAGUGCCAUACAUUUUUCAGUGAGACAUUAUGGUUAUGGAAGAGACUAUAAAAGCAACAUCUGAUCAAGGCUGUGCAACUCUGGUUCUGCCUGUGAUCUUCUUGGCAUCAGUGUAAAUAUGUGUACUUGACACUGUAUGAUUGUGAGGUAAUAUGUCAGAUAUAAAACCCCUCUACGGUGCAGAAAUGUUGAAAGCAGUGACUGCGAUCAGAUAGGAUCAUGUUACCAACACCAGGAACUCUGAAGCUUCCUUGGCUGCAGGACAUGUUCCUAUAAUGGGUUUAAAUUUUGCAGCAGCCGUCACAACUCUGCCUCCUCCCUGAAGGAUUAGUGGAAUAACUUGACCACCGAGUUAUGGGGCGAGGACGAAGGAGCAACAGGCUGGAGGUUAAACAAAUAUAAUCCCAGUGAUUGAGUUACUAAAUUUAUGAAACAAAAUGUUUUUCAGACUGCAGGUUAGUUAACCUGAAAAUCUGGGUGGAAGGAAAGGAACUGUGAUUAAAGUAUGAAUAAAAAA